This is a messenger RNA of Salvelinus namaycush (lake trout), 4421 nucleotides long. It is a transcript of the gene zc3h18, whose product is annotated as zinc finger CCCH-type containing 18. Gene Ontology annotation, molecular function: metal ion binding. Bases 163 to 3591 code for a protein of 1142 amino acids. Lineage: Eukaryota; Metazoa; Chordata; Actinopteri; Salmoniformes; Salmonidae. The transcript has 20 exons. The record is from RefSeq and is a predicted model, not a curated record.
UCACUGUAUCGUGUAGGUUUUUUUUAUUUCCUCCAGCAUAGCAGAUAAAUAACCAUACCAUUAUUUAUUGUAGAGCCUCAGACAAAGAGGAAGAGAGACGGGGUUGUUCUUAACGCCGCCUGUCUUCAACGAGGUUCAGGUUGGAAAGUGGAUCAUUCUCCAAUGGACAACCCCGAGAGCCCCACCCAGUCUCCUGAAAGCCCCAACCAAUCACCCCAAUCCCCAGAGGAAGAGAGGGGCAUUUCUGACAGCGAGUUCCUGGCAUCCCCCGAGGAGGAGGACAGGCUGCUCUCUGACAGUGAGCUGCUGAAUGAUGAAGACAAUGGUGGUUUAGAUGAAGAGGGUGGUGAAGUUGGGGACUCUGAGCUGGAUGAUGAAGAAGAUGGGGGGGUGGUUCAGGAGCGUAUCUCUGACCCAGAGGAUGAUGAGGCUGAUGGGGAAGGUGGAAGGGAUAGGCAUACUAUUCUAGAACAGGAGCAGGAGGAGUCAGUGGGGAUGGUGAUGAUGGGACAGGAGCGACAGGAAAGCCAAUCAGAUGAGGAGGAGGACCGGAUCAGCCAAACUCCUAAGUCCCCUGAUUCUGAGCCAGAGCAGGAGAGGUCAUCCCCCUUAGCUGAGGAGAUGUCCAGACAUGAGAAGGAAGAUGAGAGUGGGGAACCGUCUGUGAAGCUGGCAGUGGAGACAGCAGAAGUAGAUGAUGAAGAGGAGGAAGAGAGACUGAGGAGGAGGAGGGUGGUGGUGAAUCAGAUGAAGGAGGAGUUGUCAUCUGUGUCCAGGGAGCUUGAUGAGCAUGAGCUGGACUAUGACGAGGAGGUUCCUGAGGAGCCCAAUGUUCUAGCGCCUGAAGAAGAUGACGAGGUGGAGAAAGGACCCAGAGAAGGGGAUGAGAAAGAGGACAAGAGCGUCAAAAAGAAAGAGAAGAUACCAAUCCUUCCUCCAUCCCCGAAAGAUGGUCCACCUAAGAAGCCUGAAGAGUCCAGGGCUCAGGACAGAGGAAGGAGAGAUUCCUUUCGUGACAAAAAGGACGAGGAUGAUGGAGAGAUUGAUGAGGGAGAAAUAGAUGAUGAUGACCUGGAGGAGGGAGAGGUGAAGGACCCCAUGGACAGGAAGGUCAGACCCAGGCCCGUCUGCAGGUUCUUCAUGAAAGGUAACUGCACAUGGAGUAUGAAUUGUAGGUUCAUCCAUCCAGGGGUCAACGACAAGGGCAACUACUCUCUCAUCUCCAAGCCAGACCCCUUCUCUCCCAACGGGGCACCACCUGGAGCACCCCACCCUCUCAUUCCUGGAAGCAACCCCUGGGGUGGACCUGCUGUUGAGGAGCUCCCUCCACCCCCUCCUCCAGUGGAGCCUCCUGUGGAGAGUGCCUGGGAGAGGGGUCUGAGACAUGCCAAAGAGGUGUUGAAAAAAGCUACCAUACGCAAAGAGCAGGAGCCAGACUUUGAGGAGAAGCGCUUUAACGUGACCAUUGGAGAGGAUGAGAGAGACUUUGACAAGGAGAAUGAUUUCUUUAGGGAACGCAGCUACCGCAUCACCAGAGAAAUCAGAGACCCAGGUGACUUGGAGUUCAGAGACCCAGUCUAUCCUAACGACCCUUAUGCUGAUCCAUAUUAUGACUAUGAGAUGGAGGCCUUCUGGAGAGGGGGACAGUAUGAGAACUUCAGAGUGCAGUACACAGAGACCCCUCUGCCCUAUCACUACAGUGAGCGUGAACGUGAGCGGGACCCGCGAGAGCGCCAUCGUGACCGUGAGCGGGACCACCGCGAGCGAGAACGCCGGCAGAGAGAACGUGAAAGGGAAAGAGAGAGGGAGCGAGAGAAGGAGAGAAUGCGCAGAAAGGAGGAGUGGGAGCGGGAUCGCAUGAAGCGUGAUGAGAAGGAGAGGCCCGUCAGGGAGCGGCCUCCACGUGAACCUCGGGAGAAGAAGGAGGGGGAGGACAAGCAGCCUAAAGGUCCCCCCAUGUCCCCCACCGAUACCAACAUGCCCCCCAAUCGGCCGAUGAUGGAGCCGCCUCUCAAAACGGAGCUGAUAUCCAUGUCCAAGCGGCCAGAUGAGUGGAAGGACCCCUGGCGCCGGUCUAAAUCCCCCAGGAUACGUCCGGGCAUGUCCGGGUCACCACCGCGGGGCCGCCGGCAUCACCGGCCCUCUGGAUCCUCUGUCUCACUGUCCAACUCCUCUAGGUCUUCGUCCCGCUCUUCCUCCUACACAGGCUCCGGUUCAUCUCGGUCUCGCUCUCGCACCUCGUCUUUCAGCUCAUACUCCAGCCACUCCUCCCAGCACAGCUCCUUCAGCGGCAGCCGCUCCAGGUCCAGAUCGUUCUCCUCGUCUCCCUCUCCGACCCCUUCAGCACAGAGAAAUGCCAAGAAUAAAGCAGCGGCCCCACUGGCCCUAGGGCCCAAAGGCAUCCCGUCGAAACCUGGUGCACCUUCCCCUCCUGGUAGGGAGAAGGCUCCCCCCAAGAAGGCUCCAAGCCCACCACUGCCAGGCCAGCCUGGGAAACCCCCCAAACCCACCCUAGAGGGGGCUAAGCCUGGCAACUCCCGCGAGCCCCGUGAGGGGGGCCGACCCAUGUCACCUCGGGAGGCGGGCAAACCCCUCAACCUGCGGGAGGGCCGACGGAAGGAGCGGCAGCAGCACAACCCACCCAGGAGGCAGACGGUCAGUGGCAGUGUGAGUGGCAGUAGUUACUCUGGCUCCAGCUCUCGCUCAAGAUCUCGUUCCUCCUCUGCAUCCAUCUCACCUUCCGGAUCCAAGAAGUCCAGGUCUCUGAGUGUGAGCAGUGUGUCUAGCGUGUCCUCGGCCUCCAGCAGCAGCUCUGUGAGGAGCGCUGACUCAGAUGACAUGUACGCCGACCUGGCCAGCCCUGUGUCGUCAGCCAGCUCCCGCUCCCCAACCCCAGGACACCCCCAUGCCCGCAAGGAGAAGGGCCCACCACGGGACAGGGGCCCCAACAAGGACAAAGGGAAGCCCACUAAGAAAGAUGAGCCCCAUCCCCCCAGGGAGGACCGGAGGAAGAUGGAUCCCUCAGGCCUCCCUCCCAGAAACACUCACGGUCCCAUGCCCAGGUCUGGGCCUGGCAGCAGGGGCCAUGGUCCUGGUGGCCACCCCAUGCACCCGCCGCACGGACCGCCCAUGGGUCCCCCUGGAGGUUACGGCCAGCACAAAGACAUCAAACUCACGCUCCUCAACAAGCAGCAGGCAGAGCGGGGUAACAGGAAGCGAUACAUGCCUUCAGACAAGGACAGGCCGACCUCUCCACUCAGCAAGAGGAUAGCAAUGUCUCCUGAGAGAGGUCGUGGUGACAGGAGGAUGCCUGGACGGCCCCCACUCUCUCCUAGAAUGGACCGGCCCAGAGGCCAGGGCCCUCGUCCCAUGCCCCCACUGGGAGAAAGAAAACGUCCUUUGUCCCCACCGCCCAAGUCGUCUGGGAAAGGUCCAGGGGGGUUGUCAUCGGGCUCAGGCAAGCAGCCCCCAGGCGGCCCGGGCUCAGGCAAGCCUAGCAGCACACUGUCCCGCCGUGAGGAGCUGCUGAAACAGCUUAAAGCUGUGGAGGACGCCAUCGCCCGCAAGAGGGCCAAGAUCCCUGGGAAAUAACCCUGACCCUGCUCGCCCGCCUGUCUGCCCAAGUCACGCAGGCAACAUCAAGCAUCAAGGGACAUAAAAUCACCAAUCCCAUUCAUGACGCCUAGCGUUCUUUGGAGAUUUUUAAAAGGUUUCUGUCCCAAAAUGUAAAGGCUAUUGUGUAAUUGUUCCUCAACAAAAUGGCCACCAAAACAUUUUUGCUUGUUUGCCCUCAGAGAGAGGUUGUCUUGAUGAUUUUACAGUACUGAAUAAAUUUAGUAGCAGGGUGUCAUUGUUGCUCUCUCGUCUGUUUAAUGAGAAAGGAGAAUCUUGACAUUGUCUCAAUGAUAAGGUGAAUUUAUAUACUUUUGAUCCACUCUGUCUGCCCCUUUUACUGUCUCAUAUCUCUCUUGUCUUAUUUUUAUUCCAUUUUAUGUUGUUAUUUUGGGGUUGGAGUUGGUCUUGCCCUGUUCGAUUCUAAAAAUCCUGGAAACCGCUUCUAGGCUCCCAACUGGUUCUCUGUACAAACAUUUAGCAUCUGUAUUCAUUCAGACAGAAACAUUGAACACGCUCAAAGGACCUCUUGUUCAUGGUGGUCACAUCUUAACCAAUUACUUUUCCUCUUCUAGGUCUGCAUUGUGUUAUCGUAUUUUACAUACUGUUUUCAAUCAUAGUGAGCAUAUGACAAGCACCCUUUUUUUUCUCUCAAGUAUAUGAUUAAAGAGAACAAAUUGACAAAUUGCUUUUUUUCUCCAGCUCUUGUGAUAAACUGUUUUAUUUGUCCCACAUUUUUAGUUGACACAGGAGUGUAUGUUUGUGCUUUUGUGACAAAAGGCUUCUAAAUAAACUAUUUUGAUAAAGCA